Pelobates cultripes (western spadefoot toad) is the source of this 855-nucleotide messenger RNA. The record is from the annotation of a GenBank genome assembly. NCBI's taxonomy places the organism in Eukaryota, Metazoa, Chordata, Amphibia, Anura, Pelobatidae.
AUGCCACUUGUAUCUCUAGUUUGGCCACCUCUAACUAUUCAUGACAUGACACUGACACAGAUAUUAAUGAUUACAGAAUGGCUACCAGUGAAGACCCAUUACCAGACCCAUUACCAGACCCGUUACCAGACCCGUUGCCAGACCCAUUACCAGACCCGUUACCAGACCCAUUACCAGACCCAUUACCAGACCGGUUACCAGACCCGUUACCAGACCCGUUACCAGACCCGUUACCAGACCCAUUACCAGACCCAUUACCAGACCCGUUACCAGACCCGUUACCAGACCCAUUACCAGACCCAUUACCAGACCCGUUACCAGACCCAUUACCAGACCCAUUACCAGACCCGUUACCAGACCCGUUACCAGACCCAUUACCAGACCCAUUACCAGACCCGUUACCAGACCCAUUACCAGACCCAUUACCAGACCCGUUACCAGACCCGUUACCAGACCCAUUACCAGACCCAUUACCAGACCCGUUACCAGACCCAUUACCAGACCCAUUACCAGACCCGUUACCAGACCCGUUACCAGACCCAUUACCAGACCCAUUACCAGACCCGUUACCAGACCCAUUACCAGACCCAUUACCAGACCCGUUACCAGACCCGUUACCAGACCCAUUACCAGACCCAUUACCAGACCCGUUACCAGACCCGUUACCAGACCCAUUACCAGACCCAUUACCAGACCCAUUACCAGACCCGUUACCAGACCCGUUACCAGAUCCGUUACCAGACCCGUUACCAGACACUAGAUUCUUUACAGGCCAAGUUUGGAAUGAAGUGUUUAUUUAUUAUUCUCUAUUACAAGACAACCCAGUUCAUGUGCACUUACUCAUGCCUCUUAUAA